Stomoxys calcitrans (stable fly) is the source of this 1411-nucleotide messenger RNA. RefSeq names its product odorant receptor 2a-like. Gene Ontology annotation, biological process: detection of chemical stimulus involved in sensory perception of smell; sensory perception of smell. Gene Ontology annotation, cellular component: plasma membrane. The record is from RefSeq and is a predicted model, not a curated record. The coding region runs from base 217 to 1380 and encodes 387 amino acids. The transcript has 3 exons. Gene Ontology annotation, molecular function: odorant binding; olfactory receptor activity. NCBI's taxonomy places the organism in Eukaryota, Metazoa, Arthropoda, Insecta, Diptera, Muscidae.
UUCGUUUGACGACAAACAACAUAAAGUCAAACGGACACGGAUACGGAUACGGCCACGGACUCGGACACCGGAAACAUCACCACAUAUCGCACUAUUUGAAGGCGACAACAUUUUGCGCAAGCAAAAAAAAAAAACAAACGAAAGUGUUAAGUGCUGUUGUGUCACCCUGCUGCCCCCAAAGAGGAGUGAAAAGCAAUUUGUUUCUUGGCCGGAACAAUGUCAUCGGAGAGCAUUCAUACAUGGCAGGCAUUUAAGAACCACUGGAUUAUAUGGAAAUGUUGCGGCUUACGGCCACCGGGACGUGACUCCAUAUGGUUUAAGCCAUACAUUGUUUAUGCCGUCCUCUUAAAUGUCACGGUCACCUUAUGUUUUCCCACCUCGCUGAUUGUGGAUUUAAUACUCUCGAAAAGUCUGGAGGAAUUGUGCGAAAAUCUCUAUGUGACCAUUACAGACGUGAUUUGCAAUAUCAAGUUUAUCAAUGUUUUUACGGUGCGUCAAAAAUUGUUGCAAGUACGCACAAUUGUGGAGCGUUUGGAUAUGAGGGCCAAAACGCCCGAACAGAGGCACGAACUGAAGUGUGGCAUUAGGACAGCUAAAAAAUGUUUUACGAUAUUUUCGCGUUUUUAUGCUUGCGCUGUCAUUACCAGCCAAUUGGUGGUUUAUCUUUCGAGUGAGCGUGUCCUUAUGUAUCCCGCCUGGUUUCCCUGGGAUUGGAGAGCUACGCAACGUAAUUUUCUAUUUGCCCAUUGCUAUCAGGUGUAUGCAGUUUCAGUGCAGACAUUGCAAAAUCUUGGCAGUGACACCUAUCCUCAGGCCUAUAUAGUGGUGCUGAUAGCUCACAUUAGAGCUUUGGCUUUGAGAAUUAAAGAUUUGGGCUCCCAUAGCUCUACGAGGGAGGAUGCAUCAAAGGAAGAUGCAUUGUAUAGGGAAUUGGUGGCAUGCGUUAAGGAUCAUGAGACUAUACAUGAACUUUAUCUUACAAUCCAAGAAUGCAUAUCAGGCACAUGUUUGGCCCAAUUUGUUGCCACUGGCUUGGCUCAAUGCACCAUUGGCGUUUAUGUCCUCUAUGUGGGUGCGGAUUUUUCACGUCUCUUGAAUAGCUGCAUGUUCUUUGGUGCAAUUACAAUUGAAAUUCUUAUUCUAUGCUAUUUUGGCGAUUUGUAUUGUCGUGCAAAUGAUUUUCUAAUCGAUGCCAUAUAUGAAUGUAAUUGGAUGGAUCGCGAUGAGGAAUUUAAGAAGGCCAUUUUGUUGUUGUUACAACGUUCACAGCAAUCGAAUUGUUUAAGAGCUGGCAAUAUAAUACCAGUACGAUUGCCAACAUUUGUUAAGAUUAUGAAAACUGCAUACUCGGCAUUCACCGUAUUAAAUGAGGUUAAUUAAAUUGCAAUUCGCCCGCCCCAAUGAUAUGCAA